AUGCGGGCCACCUGUCGGCUGGCGCCUGACGGUGACAUGGCAGUAAAGAGAACAGGGGAGGAGCAGAGGGGGGCAGCAACAGCCAGCAAGUGUGAGUACCGGCUGGUGGCCAAGAAGGGCGAGGGCACCUUCUCGGAGGUGCUCAAGGCGCAAUGCAUCAAGAACAGCAAGUAUGUCGCCAUCAAGUGCAUGAAGAACCACUUCGACUCCCUCGAGCAGGUGAACAACCUGCGCGAGAUCCAGGCGCUGCGGCGGCUGUCCCCCCACCCCAACAUCGUCAAGUUGCUCGAGGUGCUCUACGACCAGCCGACGGGGCGGCUGGCGCUGGUGUUCGAGCUGAUGGACAUGAACAUCUACGAGCUGAUCCGCGGGCGGCGGCACUACCUGGGCGAGGAGCGGGUGAAGCACUACAUGUGGCAGCUGGUGAAGGCGAUGGACCACAUGCACCGCAACGGCAUCUUCCACCGCGACAUCAAGCCCGAGAACAUCCUCAUCAUGGACGACUGCCUCAAGCUCGCCGACUUCGGCAGCUGCCGCGGCAUCUACAGCGCGCCGCCCUACACCGAGUACAUCUCCACGCGCUGGUACCGCGCGCCCGAGUGCCUGCUCACGGACGGCUACUACACGUACAAGAUGGACAUGUGGGGCGUCGGCUGCGUCUUCUUCGAGAUCGUGUCGCUCUUCCCGCUCUUCCCCGGCACCAACGAGCUGGACCAGGUGCAGAAGAUCCACAACAUCGUCGGCACGCCGCCGCCCGAGCUCCUCGACAAGAUGAAGAAACUAGGGAGCCACCACCUGGACCUGGACUUCCCGCCCAAGGAGGGCUCCGGCAUCGAGAAGCUCAUCCCGCACGCCCCGCCCGACUGCGUCGAGCUCAUCUGCAAGCUGCUCGCGUACAACCCCGAUGACAGGUGCGCGGGCCGAAAAGCAGGCUCGGCGCUGCGCCGCGCCCUCGCUCUCCUCGUGUCCAGCAUCUAG
Messenger RNA from Klebsormidium nitens, 978 nucleotides. The record is from the annotation of a GenBank genome assembly. Lineage: Eukaryota; Viridiplantae; Streptophyta; Klebsormidiophyceae; Klebsormidiales; Klebsormidiaceae.